Messenger RNA from Owenia fusiformis, 2051 nucleotides. Lineage: Eukaryota; Metazoa; Annelida; Polychaeta; Sabellida; Oweniidae. The record is from the annotation of a GenBank genome assembly.
AGAGGCAAGCACUACGACCAUAUCACAAACAACAACGGAAGUAGCUACAACUACUGCACCAGGCACAACAACUGGACCACAAACAACUACUGGCAAGGAAACAACAACUGGACCACAAACGACAACUGGACCGGGCACAACAACUGGACCAGUUACAACAACUGGACCAGUAACAACAACUGGACCAGUUACAACAACUGGACCAGGUACAACAACUGGACCAGGAACGACAACGGGACCAGUGACAACAACUGGACCAGUUACAACAACAGCACCAGGAACGACAACCGCACCAGUUACAACAACUGGACCAGUAACAACAACUGGACCAGGUACAACAACUGGACCAGGAUCGACAACGGGACCAGUGACAACAACUGGACCAGGAACAACAACUGGACCAGUUACAACAACUGGACCAGGAACGACAACGGGACCUCUUACGACAACAGCACCGGGAACGACAACGGUACCAGUGACAACAACUGGACCAGUAACGACAACUGGACCAGUUACAACAACUGGACCAGUUACAACAACUGGACCAGGAACGACAACGGGACCAGUUACAACAACUGGACCAGGAACGACAACGGGACCUGUUACGACAACAGCACCAGGUACGACAACAGCACCAGUUACAACAACUGGACCAGUCACAACAACAGGACCAGUUACAACAACUGGACCAGUCACAACAACAGGACCAGGUACAACAACUGGACCAGUUACAACAACUGCACCAGUUACAACAACUGGACCAGUAACGACAACCGGACCAGUUACAACAACAGCACCAGGUACGACAACAGCACCAGUUACAACAACGGGACCAGUUACAACAACUGGACCCGUAACAACAACUGGACCAGGAACGACAACGGGACCAGUUACAACAACCGGACCAGUUACAACAACUGGACCAGUAACAACAACUGGACCAGGAACGACAACGGGACCAGUUACAACAACAGCACCAGGUACGACAACAACACCAGGUACAACAACUGGACCAGUCACAACAACAGGACCAGGUACAACAACUGGACCAGUCACAUCAACAGCACCAGGUACAACAACUGGACCAGUUACAACAACUGGGCCACAAACAACAACUGGACCAGGAACGACAACGGGACCAGUUACGACAACAGCACCAGGUACGACAACAGCACCAGUUACAACAACGGGACCAGUUACAACAACUGGACCAGUUACUACAACUGGACCAGGAACGACAACGGGACCAGUUACAACAACCGGACCAGUUACAACAACUGGACCAGUAACAACAACUGGACAAGGAACGACAACGGGACCAGUUACGACAACGGGACCAGGAACGACAACGGGACCAGUGACAACAACGGGACCAGUUACGACAACAGCACCAGGUACGACAACAGCACCAGGUACAACAACUGGACCAGUCACAACAACAGGACCAGGUACAACAACUGGACCAGUUACAACAACUGGGCCACAAACAACAACUGGACCAGGAACGACAACGGGACCAGUUACGACAACAGCACCAGGUACGACAACAGCACCAGUUACAACAACGGGACCAGUUACAACAACGGGACCAGUUACAACAACUGGACCAGUUACUACAACAGGACCAGCUACAACAACUGGACCAGCUACAACAACAGCACCAGGUACAACAACUGGACCAGUAACAACAACUGGACCAGGAACGACAACGGGACCAGUUACAACAACAGCACCAGGUACAACAACUGGACCAGUUACAACAACGGGACCAGUUACCACAACUGGACCAGUAACAACAACAGGACAAGUAACAACAACAGGACCAGUUACAACAACUGGACCAGUCACAACAACUGGACCAGGAACGACAACGGGACCAGUCACAACAACUGGACCAGUUACAUCAACUGGACCAGGAACGACAACUGCACCAGGUACAACAACAGCACCAGGUACAACAACUGGACCAGUUACAACAACAACUAGACCACAAACAACCACUGCGCCUAGUACAACAACCACUGUGCCUAGUACAACAACCACAAGACCAC